AUGUGGUCUGCAGCGCUGUGUACAUUGGGCGUUUCGAAACCUAUUUGGGGCUGCAACUGUUUGAACUUUCGCCAAGGAAUGUCAGUGGAGUCUCGUGGCAAGAGGCCUUUAAAAAUCUGGGACAGUUGGCGCAAUGUCCGUAAAGGUCUCGUAGUAGGUAGCUUCGAGGAACUAAUAGUUAGAGGGAAAGAUAAAUUAGGAGUGCCAGCCUCCGAACCAGUGCGAUUAGUGUUGGAAUGUGACGGAACGCAGGUGGAGGAUGGCGAGUACUUUAGGACGUUAGCGAACAACACGGUACUGCUACUGCUCCGACAGGGCGAGCGCUGGUAUCCGACCGGUGUCGAUGUGAUCAAGGCUGCCAUAUCAGCGAUACCAAAGAUCGUUUGCGAGACUAUACAUGCGUUGGAGCUGCAGGAUGAAACACCAUCUUGGAAGAUUAUGGAUAACAAGGGUCGAGUUACUGUUGUGCUGCACUGGGAUCAACGGCAAGGCGGCGGCGGCCAGGGAGGCGGAGGCGGUCAGGGAAGCUCUAGCGGACCAGGAUCCGGUUCGGGCACCGGCGGUGUCGGUGGUGGGCUAAGCAACGGGCCGACCGGGGACAAGUUUUCGCCCUCGAAGAAGAGCCUCUCGACGCAGAGCUCGAUCGACAAGUCGUCCAUUGCGGGCCAGGUGCCGCGCUUUCCGAGCCCGCAGAUCACCGUGAUCAACCACGAUGAUCCGCAGUCCCAGAUCUACCACUCGGCCCGGCGGCUCUCCAAGCAGGGCGGCUCGUUCGACAGCGCCGUGGGGGCGGUGCACGUGCACACGCCCGAGUGCGCCCACCACGCGCACAUGCCGACCCGUGCCGGGAGCCCCGGGGCGACCGAGUGUGACUUCCACUGUUGCGCCCUGCACGAGGAGGGCCGCAAGAUUGCGGUCCACAAGAACGUGGCCACCUCCCCCAUCCAGGACGGGUCCGCCAGUCCGCAGCCUCCGCCGAGCAGUAUGUCCGACAGUAGGCGAACGUCGACGACGAAGGGGCACGUGCGCUUCCUCGAUAUCGGCCCCGAGCGGGACAGCAGCGAGAGCGAAACGGAGAACACGGUCAUGGAGGACGAAACCGUAACGUCCGAGAAGUUUCUGCUCCUGAUCGACCAGCUGUCGGUCGACCAGAAGCGCCACCUCAGCAUCAAGGACAUCGGUAUCAUCCUCGAGCGGCUCAGCUCGAAGAUCCUGGACGUGGAGCGGCUUGACCGCGAAAGCGAAUCCGACGACUGUUACAACUGGACUAUCAAGGCAACGAUACGCGGGGACGCGUUGCGCGAAUUAGGUGUUAUUUAUAAUGGAAACUACUACGCAAUAUCAGAGCAUCCUGGCUACAAGGAGGAAAACGAGGAGAACGGCGAGGAUGCGGAGGAGGAGGACGAGGACCGGUUAUAAAGGUGCGAACGGACAGAGAGAGAGAGAGAGAGAGAGCGGACGGACGCCAACUUGUGACCCUUACACGGUAAGUUAAGUUAUUCUAAGCCACGGAAGAUUGUAGCUCCGAAGCACCUCCCCCCCCGGCAACCUGGACUGGCGGGGCCGAAGGGCUUCUCUUCAACUUCAGCCGCACAGUGGGGCGCCACUUCCUAGUGAGACAGUGAUUGUACUUGAUCUCGUCAGUCAGUCAGUCAGUCAGUCCGUGGGAAAAAAUCGAGUAGUAGUGAGUCCCGGGCGCAGUUAGCAGUUUCGAUUCGACGGCAGGCACACUGACCGCAUUUUGUAACCGACAUGGAAGCGAAGACCGGACCGGAGAAAGCCAACCCGUUACAUCGUUACAGACAGACGCGUCACACGUAAAUCACCCAUCGAAAGGGCGCCACAGCAGUGAGUAGAAUUUUGUAUGAAAACACAAAAGGAACGGCUCUUGUUGGAGGUGUGUGCACGUGUGUGCUGGUGGUCCUUGAAAACUCGCCCACAUGCCCAGCAGGUGCCCCCCCAUUCGUCCACCAAUGUCAGCGUGUCUCUUGUAGUAGUGGAACGCGGGAA
Messenger RNA from Anopheles bellator, 2010 nucleotides. RefSeq lists its product as uncharacterized. The record is from RefSeq and is a predicted model, not a curated record. Bases 1 to 1419 code for a protein of 472 amino acids. The transcript is spliced from 4 exons. Gene Ontology annotation, biological process: regulation of apoptotic process; apoptotic process. Lineage: Eukaryota; Metazoa; Arthropoda; Insecta; Diptera; Culicidae.